UAUCUCUGAGAGAAGACUUGAGUCAAGUCUUCGCUUCUACAGAGAUAGAUAUAUUAUCCUCUUGAUCAUGUUACUUGUGGUUUUGGUGCUGCAAGCUUUGACCAAUCCUGGUGACUAUGGUGUUCUGGAGUCACUUAAGGAAGAGUGGGAGAAUGUACCUCCAAGUUGGAGAGGUACAGAUGCUUGUGGGUAUCCGUGGGAAGGCAUCGAGUGCAACAAUUCACGUGUUGUUACUAUAAAAUUAUCAAGCAUGAAUCUGAAAGGGCAGCUGUCUGGAGACAUCGAGGCCUUGUCUGAAUUGCAGAUACUGGAUCUAUCAUACAACAAAGGCUUGACAUGUUCACUCCCACAAUCAAUUGGAAGUUUGAAGAGCUUAUCAAUUCUGAUCCUUGUUGGUUGUGGAUUUAAUGGACUGACACCGGACACAGUUGGAUCCCUUAGUCAGCUGGUUUUUCUAUCUUUGAAUUCUAACAACUUUAUUGGAGCAAUACCAGCUUCUAUUGGUAAUUUAUCAAAGUUAUAUUGGCUGGACUUAGCUGAUAAUAGGCUCAAUGGACCUCUUCCAGUCUCCCAUGGAAACACACCUGGUCUGGACAUGCUUGUGCAUACAAAGCAUUUUCACCUGGGGAAAAAUCAGCUCUCAGGUGAGAUUCCAGCUCAGCUAUUCAGCUCAAAUAUGACUCUCAAACAUUUGCUGCUUGAGCAUAACCAGCUUACUGGAAAAAUACCCCCUACAUUAGGACUUGUGAAGACUCUGGAGGUGGUUCGUCUUGACAGGAAUUCAUUAGAUGGAUCGAUUCCAUCAACCCUCAAUAAUCUCACGCGUACGAGUGAACUCUUCUUAUCAAACAAUGAAUUCACUGGCCCCUUGCCUGAUCUCACUGGCAUGAAUGCCCUCAACUACUUAGAUAUGAGUACAUUUAGCUCAGCUGAUUUUCCACUGUGGUUUUCAACCUUACAGUCAUUGACGACUCUGUACACUUCUCUCUCUCUCUAUAUACAUGCAUGUGUGUAUCUGUCUCCGACACCAAGUGCAUGUGGCCCCGCAGAAUUCACAUCCAUACACGUGCAGAGGAGAAGCCUUGACCCCGGACCUUAG
Nicotiana attenuata is the source of this 1099-nucleotide messenger RNA. Its product is annotated as probable leucine-rich repeat receptor-like protein kinase At5g49770. NCBI's taxonomy places the organism in Eukaryota, Viridiplantae, Streptophyta, Magnoliopsida, Solanales, Solanaceae. The record is from RefSeq and is a predicted model, not a curated record. Gene Ontology annotation, molecular function: protein binding. The transcript has 13 exons. The coding region runs from base 68 to 1099 and encodes 343 amino acids.